Molecule: messenger RNA, 1902 nt
Organism: Botrytis byssoidea
Lineage: Eukaryota; Fungi; Ascomycota; Leotiomycetes; Helotiales; Sclerotiniaceae
Exons: 1
Coding region: 1-1902 (633 amino acids)
Molecular function (GO): DNA-binding transcription factor activity
Source: RefSeq, a predicted model, not a curated record
AUGUCUUACGAUAAUUUACCUUACUCGACGAUGGAACCACCUUUCUUCCAGGAGAAUAGAUCAAAACCUCAAUCUUUCCGUCAUGAGGAUUUGAUGGAUAUUGAAAGUUCUUGGAUCCAGAAUAUCGAUCCACUUCUUCGUCAAUCUCAAAUGGGCUCUCCGGAUUUUGAUUACCGUCAAGAUUUGCCACAGCAACCUUUACAAAGAUUCAUCACAGAGCCAGGACGAGCUCUCUUUACUACUGUUCCAGCCAUGUCUCACUUUGAUAGCUUUCCCAGACCGCCUCAUAGAGCAUUCGAGCCUGUUAGCGUCUAUCCUCAAGCUUCCCGAACAAGAAUGAUAUCUCCUUCUCCUUCCCAAGAACUCUCUUCCAACUGCAGUAGUGCUCGAAGUCCAGCUACCGAAACAGAUUGGUAUCACGAUAGAUACUAUUCUUCUCAGGGCCAAGAUGAUUACAGCCUACCCAACACCUCUCAUACUACUUCGCAAAACUUCUCUGAUGUAUGGACGUCACCGCAAAUUCUAUCCGGACAGCCGACUGGAUAUCCAUGUGUCAAUCUCAGUGAUGUUCAGGCAUUUGCCGAUCCUCAAGAAAUCAAAUUCGAGACCGAUGAAACAUAUGUCGAUUAUGCAAUCCAAUCAUCAGAGUCUGGGAGUCACAAAUUGGCUUCUCAUAUAUCACAUUAUAGAGAUGAGGGAUUGGGAGCUUCGAUUCGAGAUGCUGCAUCUCCUCAAGCAAUUUCUAUUCAAGCUUCGAAUAAUGACAAUACAUCUACGAUUUCUAAUGCUGAUAUUGAUGCAGAAGGCGAUGAUGUUGAUGUUAACAAUCAUGGGGAAAUAGACAUGGAAACAGAGAUUGUUUCCGAAUUACUACCCCAAGAUGGAGACAUCGAAGAAGAAGACGAACCAUCAGACACAGAAUAUACUCCUCGUCCCUCGACCCGCAAUCCACGCAAACGCACCAGCACAACUAAAUCCUACUCACCCCCCACCCCCAAACGCAACCGCAUAUCCAAAUCCUCCACAAGUACAUCGAAAUCCUCUUCCAAACCCUCUUCCGGAAGUCUCUCCUGCACACAAUGUGUCUCCACCGGCUUUAAAGACACACCGACUCUCCAACGACACAUCGCAUCCGCGCACACGCGGGCAUUCAUCUGCGUGUUCAAUUUCGCGGGCUGCGAUAGCACGUUUGCUUCAAAAAAUGAAUGGAAACGUCAUGUUUCCUCUCAGCACCUCAAUCUGCAAGCGUGGGUGUGCACGCUCGGGUCUUGCGGGAAGGUUCCACUGGGUUCGCAUUCGCAUUCGGGUGCGGCGAUGCGGAAGGGCGGGGAGGGGAAUACGAAUGCGCGUGCUUAUGGGGAAGUUAAAGGCGCGGAGUUUAAUCGGAAGGAUUUGUUUACGCAGCAUUUGAGACGUAUGCAUGCGCCGUUUGAGGUGAAGAGGAAGGGGAAGCGUAAUGGGGAGUGGGAGGAGCGGGUGAGGGUUUUGCAGAGGAGUUGUGAGAGGAGUCGACGCGAGGCGCCGGAGAGGUUGGGAUGUCCGGUGAGGGGCUGUGCGGAGCGGAAAGAAGGCUUGGGAUUGUGGUUUGAGGGGAGAGGGUGCUGGGAUGAGAGGAUGGAACAUUUAGGGAAACAUUUGGAGGGUGGCGGAGGGGAGGGAGGAGUCGUAAGACAGCAGGAUGAUGCGCUUUUUGUGGAGUGGGCGGUAGAGCAGAGAAUUAUUGAGAAGGGGGGGAGGGGGGAAUGGAUUCUUUGUGUGGGGAAGGGUGGCAAUGGGUGGGCGAGGAAGAGACUGGUGGGGGGGCUGGAUAGGAGUGAGAGGAGAGUGAGGGGGAGAUAUGUGGGAAUUAAGGUAGAGGAUGGGAUGGAGGAUGAUAUGGAUGCUGAGGGAGAGGAUGAGUAA